AUGGAAAGUGAGAAAAGAUUCAGAAACAACUCGAGCUUAAAGGUUCAUCAGAGAGUCCCCAAAGGCGAGAAACCUUUUCAAUGCAAAGAAUGUGGGAAAAGAUUCAGGUACAACUCAAACUUACAGGUUCAUCAGAGAGUCCACACAAGUGAGAAACCUUUUCAAUGUGAAGAGUGUGGGAAAAGAUUCAAGAAUGACUCAAGUGUUCGUGCUCAUCAGAGAAUCCACACAGGAGAGAAACCUUAUCAAUGCAAAGAGUGUGGAAAAAGAUUCAGGAACAAUUCAAGCUUUCAUGCUCACUGGAAAGUCCACACAGGAGAGAAACCUUUUCAAUGCCAAGAGUGUGGGAAAAGAUUCUCAAAUAACUCAAACUUAAAGGUUCAUCAGAGAGUCCACACAGGUGAGAAACCUUUCCAAUGCAAAGAAUGUGGGAAAAGAUUCAAGAAUGACUCAAGUAUUCAGGCUCAUCAGAGAGUCCACACAGGAGAGAGACCUUAUCAAUGCAAAGAGUGUGGGGAAAGAUUCAGAUUCCAUUCUAGCUUUCACACCCAUCAGAAAAUCCACACAGGAGAGAAACUCUAUCAAUGCAAAGAGUGCAACAAAAAAUUCAGGAAUAACUCAAGUUUGCAGAUUCAUCAGAGAGUCCACACAGGAGAGAAACCCUAUCACUGCAAGGAGUGUGACAAAAGAUUCAGUACCACGUCAAACCUUCAUGUCCAUCAGAGGGUCCACACAGGAGAGAAACCCUAUCAGUGUGAUGCAUGUGGAAAAUGUUUUUCUCAGCUGUCACAUCUUCAUUCUCAUCAAAGACUCCACAUUGGAAAGAAAAACCAAUAA
Molecule: messenger RNA, 837 nt
Organism: Vombatus ursinus (common wombat)
Lineage: Eukaryota; Metazoa; Chordata; Mammalia; Diprotodontia; Vombatidae
Product: zinc finger protein 235-like
Exons: 1
Coding region: 1-837 (278 amino acids)
Source: RefSeq, a predicted model, not a curated record